AAAAAUAUCGAGAACUUUCGAGUUUCAGCAUUACCACCUUAAAAACGAUGAAAACGCCAGAGUCUGACAGAACGAAUAAACGAUAUCAACAAUACAGACGACUUUUUGCAGAACAGAAGGUAGAGAAAAGAUGUCGUUUGUCCCAGUGCUUUGGAACCGCUAUAAUCAGACACAGCAUGAUUUUGAUGACAUGUUUCACUUUAUGGACGACUGGGAGCCUAUGUCUGUAGGUUGUGGAUAUGGUCGUCACCCACCAUGCCAGGGAAUGGCAAUGCGUAGGAGGCGCAGACCCGAGACUUCACUGGCGGAUAAAAAGUGGACAUACAGCGUAAAAAUCGGAGACUUUGAUGCACAGCAUGUCAAAGUUAAAGUUGACAACGGUAAUGUAAUCAUUCAUGCCAAGUACACUGAUGGUAACGAUGAAUGGGGAGAUACUGUUGAACGUAAACGGACAGUCAAGGUUCCAGAGAAUGUUGAUGCUGAGAAAAUGCACAGCUUCAUGAGAUCAGAUGGAACAAUGGUGUUAGAAGCUCCAUAUUUUCAUCCAGAAGAGAGGCAACUCCAAGUUGUACCACACGACGGUGGUGCCUUAUUGUCAAGUGAUAGUCACAGCAACUUGAUGAAAUUCAAUGUUGAAAAUUUCCGACCAGAGGAGGUUAAAGUGUCAUGUAAAGAUGGAAUAUUGACAGUUCAAGGAGAAAAACAGAGGUCUGAAGAUGGUCAUGAAAUACGGGAGUCAUUCUGGCGUCAGAUGACAGUUCCACAAUCUGUGGAUGGAAAGAACAUUGAAUGCUUGAAGGAUGAGGAAGGAAAUCUUACUAUCCGUGCACCAGUUGUUGAAGAUGUUGAAAUGGAACAAGCCAAAAAAUAGAUCCAUAUUUGACUGUCCAAGUCACAAUGGUGGGUUGAACUUAAUUACAUUUUUGAGGUCAAUAUUUUGUCUAUUGUGAUUUUUUUGCAAUAUUUGAACAAUCUUUUGAUGUUUCUCAUACUUUCAGUAAUUUAGAAAGAAAAAAGAAAAAUCAUUAAUGUUGCUAAUUUAAAUUGUUAGAACUUUUUUUUCUCAAACGUUUGUCAUUGUAAAGUGUAAUAUUAUUAUGAGAAGCAGUAUUAUGUUAGAUGUAUACAACAUGUUUUGACAAUCACGUAUAUUCUAUAAUGGACCUAUCAUUAUAAUGGACCAAUCAUUGAACAUUACAUAAAUUUUAGUUCAGUUUAAAAAAGUGAACAAAUAUGUUAAAACUGUGAUCUUGUGUAUACAUGUGUUUGUUUUGUUGUUGUCAGAGAAAGACAUUAAAUUAUCUGACACAGUA
Messenger RNA from Mytilus trossulus (common blue mussel), 1313 nucleotides. RefSeq lists its product as uncharacterized. The transcript has 2 exons. The coding region runs from base 131 to 871 and encodes 246 amino acids. The record is from RefSeq and is a predicted model, not a curated record. NCBI's taxonomy places the organism in Eukaryota, Metazoa, Mollusca, Bivalvia, Mytilida, Mytilidae. Gene Ontology annotation, biological process: protein refolding; response to heat. Gene Ontology annotation, cellular component: cytoplasm; nucleus.